Molecule: messenger RNA, 2835 nt
Organism: Mesocricetus auratus (golden hamster)
Lineage: Eukaryota; Metazoa; Chordata; Mammalia; Rodentia; Cricetidae
Product: mas-related G-protein coupled receptor member B2-like
Exons: 4
Coding region: 338-1354 (338 amino acids)
Biological process (GO): G protein-coupled receptor signaling pathway
Cellular component (GO): membrane
Molecular function (GO): G protein-coupled receptor activity
Source: RefSeq, a predicted model, not a curated record
CUGACAGUGGAUGUCAGCGCCAUCUUCUAACGGCAAUAGCGAUAGCGAGGGCGGCUCCUCACACCUAAAGACAUCGGAUAUGUAGAUGCCUAAAAAAGAAAAGGUAGCUAUUCAGAGUCAUCAAAUAAGAAGAAUCUGACUUAUGGUACCAAUAUCUAUUCAGGUCUCGUGUUUCAUAUUGAUGGCUGAUUCAGAGGACACUUCUGUUUGCCAGAGAAAAGCUUACGACUUCCUAUAAACAAAAUGGAGGAAAGUUACAGAAGUGUUUCAUACUGAUGGCUGACUCCAGGGUCCCUUCACCUUGCCACAGACAAGCUUACCACAUCCCAUAAGAAAAAUGGAGGAAAGGAACACUAUUGGAGAUUUUCUAAGCAAGAAUUCAAGUGUUUCAACCUGGGAGACUCCUAUCACAGCACCAAAUGGAAACAUCUAUACACAUUAUAACUAUUGUGACAUCAUGUUCCAAGUCAUGUUUUUCCUCUGCUUCAUGGUUAUCUUGUUGGGAAUGGCAGCAAAUGCCACAGUCCUAUGGUUUCUGGGCUUCCACAUGCACAGGAAGGCCUUCUCUGUCUAUAUGCUCAACCUGGCUAUGGCUGACUUCCUCUUCCUGUGCUUUGAGUUUGUGUUUUGUCUUCUUGUUUUCAUUGAUACCUUCUAUGCCAUUACCAUCCAUAUUGCUUUGUUUUCUAUUGUUUUGUUAAAGUUUGCUUAUUUUUGUGGGCUGAGCAUUCUCAGUGCCAUUAGCAUUGAACGCUGCCUGUCCGUCAUGUGGCCCAUCUGGUAUCGCUGCCAACGCCCAAGGCACACAUCAGCUGUCAUGUGUGCCUUGCUUUGGGCUCUGUCUCUGCUGUUGACUGUCCUGGAUAUGAUGGCACGUGGUGUACUGUUUAAUAGUUUUGACAUGUUUUGGUGUCAGACAUUUGAUUUCAUCAUUGCCUCAUGGUCAAUUGCUUUAUUUGUGGUUCUCUGUGGGUCCAACCUUACCCUGCUGGUGAGGAUCUUCUGUGGCUCACAUCGGAUUCCUGUGACCAGGCUGUAUGUGACCCUUGCACUCACUGUGCUGUUCUUCCUGAUCUUUGGUCUUCCCUUGGGGAUCUACUGUCACCUCUACAGAUGGAUUGGGGAUUUAUAUUAUGUUCAAAUUUGCGAUGUUUAUGUGAUACUAUUCCUAUCCUGCGUUAACAGCAGUGCCAACCCCAUCAUUUACUUCUUUGUUGGCUCCAUCAGACACCGCAGGUUCCAGCGGAAGACUCUGAAGCUGUUUCUGCAGAGAGCCCUGCAGGAUACUCCAGAGGAGGAGGAAGAUGGGGAGAGGGGUUCUUCAGGAGAGCUGCAAGAACUGGAAACUGUGUAGCACACCAGCUGGGAGAUGCUGUGAUCAAAGAGAAAAACUUUUUUUUUGUUUUUUUGUUUUUUUGUUUUUUUUUUAAUCAUUUUUUAUUUUACUUUUAAAUAGCUUGUUUUACAUGAGAAAAACUUUUGAGAGAGAAAAUUUCCUUAUGUGUGGACUAUCUUCUCAACAUUUUUGGGUUUGUCACCUGACCUCAAUCAGUUGAAACAAUCAUUUUUGUGAAUGUUGAGUGACACAGAGUGUUUUCUACAAACACUGACUGCAGCAUUUCUGGAGCUGUCUUACUCAGGGCUUAAUCACCUCCUUUUGAUAGUGUUCCUUGUAAGUGCUCUGGGGCCAAGGACUGCUCCUACUCUUCUAAACCCUCCAUCAUCAGAAGAUGAAAGAAAGUGCAGGAAAGGGUUGAAUGACUUUAGUCACAAAAUUUAUAGUGGUUAAAUGAAUUUUAUGGUUUGCAAAACUUCCUCUUUGAAAUACAUUUUUUCUUCAGGGUUUCAAGAGUUAAAUAGAUAUAACUUAUAAUCCCAGUUCUUAAUAGUUUCUACAGGUGAAGAAUUUAUGGAGCUACAGUCUUUCUUACACAUAUUGUUUAGUAAACAGAUAUACAUUCUCAAGAGUUAUCUGUGUUAAAUCUCUUAUGGCCUGGUGGAGUCCUUACUUUCAUGUUUACUGUGUCUGCCAUUUUGUGAAUCAAAAGAGUCUGGUCAGGUUUUGUAAUGAGAUCCAUCAACAUCCAUGUGGUUGCCUUCAGAGUGCUUUGCUUACCUUUCCAUAGUCAUUUGUCUUCCUCUAUUAUCUUUGCCAUGCUUCCCCUCUCUCUGUCUAGUCCCUUAAGACUAAUUUCCAAUGAGGCUCUUUAGAUUAUGUUCCUUUGAAACCAAUGCAGUUUCAAAUUCAUGCUAUUCCCUGAAGCCCACAGCAUUUACUUCUUGAACUACGCUUAUUUUAGUAACGUGUUCUAUAAAAAAGAAUUUCAAUUUUAAAGCUGAAGUAUGUGAUAUUGUCAACUGAAGUAGAAUUAAGACAGCAUAAUAUGACAUCAAAGGGAACAAAUCAACAAAUUUUCUUCAGUGUGUGAGGCUACAGCCAUGGAAGCAAUCAAGACACAGAACUGUCUCUUGCCUUUGGGCAUUGACAUUUUCUCUUCAGUCAUAACUCUGCCUCUGAGGUCAGCACUGCCCAUAUUUCUGUUCUGAACUAAAAUUUAGAGUACAAAUUGGAAGACUGUAACCUGAAGAUUGGUUUACAUGUGAUGAAAUGAUUGCCACAGUUGAACAAACUAAUAUAUAUAUAUAUAUAUAUAUCAUCUCAUAUAAAUAUUCAAUUUUUUUCCUCUUGGCAAAAACUUCAUAUUUAGCAAAAUUUCUUAAUGCAACAAGCUGUUAUUUGAUGGGGGAAGUCCUGUGUAUAUGCCAAUAAAGCACUGUUGGCCAAUAGGGAACAAAGAUAGGUGGGACUAGGAGUCCAGGAGGACACUGGGAAGG